AUGGUCACAUUAACACCUAUUGCACUAGCAAAUUCAAAAACAAAUUUCACUGGAUUUAGCAUCUCAGGAUAGACCAACAAAAAUGUUACUAAUUGCCGUGUUCCUACAAAGCUUACCUUUGUUACAUCAAGCAAGGAUACUACACCCUAGAGUAUUAAAAGUACAAACACCACUGAUUUUAGCAAUCUUUACGUUGUUGAUGAUGUUAGCGGUGCUAGCUAUAAAUUAAUCAACUCAGUUGUUAACAAUUACACUGCUAAUCUUAAUUUAUACGUCUAUCAUAAUGAUACUGGUGUAGAUAACCGUGUCUAAUAAAUCUUAAAACUAAUCAAUACAUCUGCUUCCUCAUUAAUGGCUACAUUAGUAUUUGGUUUAUUCACAUUGCUUUUUUGA
Messenger RNA from Tetrahymena thermophila SB210, 393 nucleotides. RefSeq lists its product as hypothetical. The transcript has a single exon. The record is from RefSeq and is a predicted model, not a curated record. Lineage: Eukaryota; Ciliophora; Oligohymenophorea; Hymenostomatida; Tetrahymenidae.